Messenger RNA from Portunus trituberculatus (swimming crab), 1349 nucleotides. RefSeq names its product CCR4-NOT transcription complex subunit 6-like. Lineage: Eukaryota; Metazoa; Arthropoda; Malacostraca; Decapoda; Portunidae. The transcript has 5 exons. Gene Ontology annotation, molecular function: protein binding. Bases 162 to 716 code for a protein of 184 amino acids. The record is from RefSeq and is a predicted model, not a curated record.
GGUGGCAGCAACAUGGCGGGGGCGGCCCAUUGGCUCCCCGCCGCCAUGAUUGUUUGUUUCUUCAGUGGCUGAGGGAAGGACAGAGAAACUCGAUAGAAAGUUGAAUAUUUCAGCUUGGAUUUUCCGUGGAAAGUGACCCUAUAUUAAAUGCAGGGUGAAAUAUGUCAAGAACUCCUAAGGAAGGAAAGGAAUCCAAAUCACACAGGGUGCGGACGCACACCAUUAUGGGUCAGGAAGAGGUUGGUGCUGGCAAGAAGUCUUUCUGGCCAGAACUUGAGAUAACAGGAAAUAUUCGAAACAUCAGUCCAGCAGUAUGGUCCUUGCAGCACUUAACAUCUCUGUACCUGAAUGACAACUGUUUGUCUCGCAUUCCUGCUGAAAUUGCUCGUUUGGAACACCUAAUGUAUCUUGACCUGUCAUGUAACAAAAUCCGCAGCCUCCCAGCUGAAAUUGGUGAAUUAACUCGUCUCAGGGAACUGCUGCUCAACAAUAAUCAGUUGCGUGUCCUGCCAUAUGAAAUAGGCAAACUUUUUAAUCUGCAAAAUAUUGGCCUCAAAGGGAAUCCACUCACCAUGGAAAUUCAAGCUGUUUAUUCAGAUAGCAACGGGACACUGAAGCUCCUCUCCUACAUGCUGGACAAUUUAGCAGAGAGUGCUUCUUGUCAACCUUUUUUUGACUGGGUGUGCACCUCAGAUGGGAUGGCCUUCAUUUACUGAGGCAUCAAGAACAAGUUGAAGACUCUCCAUCUGUGAUGCCGGCUGUGUGGACUGGGCAGAGAAAUAGCCAGAGGGAUUAGCUUUUUACAUGUUGUUGAACCAUGCUGAAAAUUAUUGAAUAUUUCUGUUUGAUAUAAGACAGGAAUCCAUUGCCCUGUUGAUGUGUGGAGUGCUGCAUCACUUGUCAUUUGACUGAAAUUAAUCAUGAAAUUGAUUAGUUUACUUUUUGUUUGGUGAAAAUUUCACAAGUAAUUGAGGUGAUGAUCAUCAAAAUUACACAUGAUAAUUUACCUGAAUGUUGCCAGUACUCUUAUUGUUAAUGAUGUUUACCUAGAACUUCUGGCCUAUAGUAGACAAGAGAGAGAGAGAGAGAGAGAGAGAGAGAGAGAGAGAGAGAGAGAGAGAGAGAGAGAGAGAAAUUGAACUCAUAUGGUUAUUAGGACAUGGUUGACUGUACACGGGGAGGUUGACCUUGCCAAGACCCUGAACUCUCAUCUUCACUUACGGAUGUCAUGUAGUAGGAGGAUGUAGGAAGGCUAGGAGUGAAAGAAUGAGGAAUUGAAUGAGAACAUUUGUGAUAAGUGGAGAAGAAAAUGGGAGGAAUUUAGAGUGAAGAAAAAUAAAUAAAUAAAA